AUGACACUCACCUAUUCGUCACCAUUGGACCCUCAACGAUCUUCAUUUCUAAACAUCUCAUUAGUACCAAAUGAAUUUGCACUAAGCAACUCUAAUUACCGAGACCUGCCGUUUAUGGUUGCUUGGUGCGCUCCACAGCAAAAUCUGGAAAUUCAAAUGAUUGUAGGCAAAGCUGUAGAAACGGCACUCAAAGCCGGUUAUAGACACAUCGAUUGCGCUUGGAUUUACGGGAAUCAAGCAGAGAUCGGCGAAACUUUGAAGCAUUUGUUUUCAUCUGAUUAUAAGCAAGAACAAAUACAAUGGCCAGAUAAAAAGGCAAAAUUGCAAAAAUCUCCUGUAGGUGGUGAGCAUUAA
This is a messenger RNA of Strongylus vulgaris, 354 nucleotides long. NCBI's taxonomy places the organism in Eukaryota, Metazoa, Nematoda, Chromadorea, Rhabditida, Strongylidae. The record is from the annotation of a GenBank genome assembly.